UAUGGUGCAAGUUUUGUUCAGUUGGACGGAGACUUGGCAAAGAUCAUCUUUUCUCCAAGUGGUCGGUGCCUAACUGCGCAAGAGGAGACUACGUGAUUCAACUAUGUUUGGAAAAGUAAAGCUUGAAACAGCAGUAAGAUUCACUGUGAUGUGCACCCGACUAAGUGCUUGUUUGGCACCUUCGACCAGUGCCUCAAGUUUGGAAAUAAUUCGACACAAAGUCUACUGGUGGAUUGCCCUCUGCAUUUCAUUAUCAUUCAGUUUACCAAUAAUGUACGAUCUUUAUUUGAAUCGCGAUGACGUGAAUAACAUCAUGUUGAACAUGGCCGAAUUGUGUCCGAUUUGUACGACGACCGUAAAAUUGUUCCUAUGCAAAUACAACGAACGAAAACUACAGGCGUGUGUUGCGGAAUUGGAACACUUUGUGGCAACAGCGAGUCGGCGGGAACGGCAACUCCUGCAGCAUUACGUAGACAGGUGUAUUUCGGUUCAUUACUUCAUGUUGUUCUGCAUCGUAUCUACAAUCUUUGGCUUCAGCAGUGUGCCUAUAUUUCUUCCCCAGCCAUACCCAACGCACGCGACAUAUCCUUUCAAAGUCGAAACAGAUUUGCUGAAAAACAUGAUACGCGCUUUUCAAAUAUUAGCUAUUGUCCAGACUGCGCUUUUCGUAUCAAUAGAUGCUCAAUUUUCAACUCUCAUCUGGUUCACCGGUGCUCGUUUCGAACUUUUAUCGGAGGAACUGCGGAAGGUUUCCGAUGUAGCACAAAUUCACGCAUGUGUCAGGAAACAUCAAAAUGUGUUACGAUUCGCAGAAGAUGUAAAUUUACUCACACGUUUUGUUGUCAGCGGUGUUGGAAUCAGUACGGCCAUCGGGACAAUUUGUGGUGGCAUACAGUUGCUUCAGGAUGCAACGGCGAUGGUCAAGGCACGAUUCGUUAGUUUCGUAAUGGUUGGUGCUCUGGAACUCUUCACGUACGCUUGGCCAGCUGAACAUUUGGUAAAAAUUAGUGAAGGCGUCGGCUACUCCGCAUACAGUGCAAGAUGGACAGGCCAAAAGCCCGAAAUGACGAAUCUCCUCUUCAUCAUCAUGCAGAGAGCCAGGAAACCAGCAUCGAUUUCUGUCAGUGGAUUUAUUCCAAUGCUAUCUCUAGACUUUUAUAAAUCGUUCUUGUCAACAUCGUUUUCCUAUUUCACCACGCUACGAGCGACGACUAUGGCGAACACAUCUUAAUACAUAAGCGGAGUCAUCAGAUCCAAUAGUUUGCGGUGACAUAAAUGUGCCGUAGUUUGUAAUUUGAAAAAUAUAAUAUGUAUCCUGUACUACACUUUCACAGAAUGAAAUCGAAUAAGAAAUCAGCUCACAAGACAACUUAGAGAGUGUCAGAGGCUUGGGACUAUAGUACUAAUAUGGUUAAGAAGUUGCCAGUAUUGGUAGACGGAACAUAUGUAACGGAGUGGCCCACAAGUCGUAAGAUCAGUGUAUAUUAUUAUAUGGAUAAUCAACCAUAAAUAAACAUAUUAGUGAAUAUAUAUUUGUCUCUGUU
Molecule: messenger RNA, 1544 nt
Organism: Neodiprion fabricii
Lineage: Eukaryota; Metazoa; Arthropoda; Insecta; Hymenoptera; Diprionidae
Product: putative odorant receptor 92a
Exons: 6
Coding region: 104-1231 (375 amino acids)
Biological process (GO): detection of chemical stimulus involved in sensory perception of smell; sensory perception of smell
Cellular component (GO): plasma membrane
Molecular function (GO): olfactory receptor activity; odorant binding
Source: RefSeq, a predicted model, not a curated record